This is a messenger RNA of Neurospora hispaniola, 1035 nucleotides long. RefSeq lists its product as uncharacterized. Bases 1 to 1035 code for a protein of 344 amino acids. NCBI's taxonomy places the organism in Eukaryota, Fungi, Ascomycota, Sordariomycetes, Sordariales, Sordariaceae. The transcript is spliced from 6 exons. The record is from RefSeq and is a predicted model, not a curated record.
AUGAGGCCGUUGGAUGCCCCUGGAUCAUCAGGGCAGUUUGUUAGGUUUCUGCAUCUCAUCAACCUUGAGGGGCCGGUCCAGGAACGCUACAGGGCACUGUUCCACAACGUCCGGGCUGUCAAGCCCAGGUGGCUACAUCCUUGCACGGCAGCGGGCCAGGUUGUCGUCAUCAUGGGCGCCGACUUUUCCGCGAUCAGGACAUUAAUUGUCCCUGCGAUCAUAGCCCUGAUUCUCUACCUCGUUUUAACCUUUGCCGUCAUUCCCAUCUGGCAACGAUACCGAAACCGCUACAGCCAAUAUCUUCCGCUCGAGACGAUAACCGAUGGAGCAUCAUCCCUGCGUGCACGCCUCACCGAUCGCAUUACUACAUGGUUUAUAACUUCGGCGUGGAGGGCCAGACUUCAAGAUCGCAUCGAUGUGGCUGAUAACCGCCCAAGUACUGACUUUGAUUCGGAUGACGGGGAGGAGCUGAACGAAGUGGAUGAAGCUCUCAGGAGGGCUCUGGAGCGCCGUGAACAGCCUACAAUCGACGAUAGCAAUAGGAGGCUAAGUAGAGAGUCAGUGACCCAGCUGGCUUCGCUCGGUGGGAUCGACUCUUCAAGACGCCGAGAUUCCCUCAACCAUUCUGACGAGUGGCCUAUAUCAGAUUCCGACCCUCCACCAUCACGGCACAUUCCGAAUUCCCAUAUCAGCUCCGGUACAUAUGACGAUCCCGCCUUGUUUACCCACGUGGUGCCCCGGAACAGCGGGUCCGGCAUCGUGGGGUUGGUUCCCCCACACGGUCUCGGAGGCUCCACUAAAGUGUAUCCCGUCACCGGGAACCGUUCGCGACUGCCGUUAUCCAUGAUAACGACCAAGAUUUGCGGGCUUCCGAAGAUCAACGUGGACCGGGACCUGGAGCCAGACGGAGCCUUUGAACCCACCGGCGCAACGAACUUUAUGAUCUUGAGAUGGCAGCAGUUCGUGACCGUCUUGGGCAGCAAAUUCACUAUUUGUUUUAUACACCAGAACGAAAGCUCGUUUACGGAUGGAUAG